AUGGCGGUGCUACCGGAAAUUCCACUGACCGCGGACAUCAAGAUCGAGGACCUGAAGUGGCUGAUCGGAAAGGGAAAUGCCCUUCCGCCUGCGGCCAAGGGCGUAGUAUGCGACAUCGAUGUGGGUAACGCGAAACCGAUCGCUCAACGCAAGCUAGCGGAUUUGAUCCGAGGCCUGCCCAGCACCCGUAUGGUCCGUGCUUCAAAGUCUCCAUGGGCAUCCCCCAUCGUUAUCAUCGUAAAGAAGAACGGGGUAGAUAUCCGGCCCUGCGUCGACUAUAGACUUGUCAACAGCCUGACGCAGUUGAUGAUCUACACCAUGCCGUUGGUCACAGACCUGCUUGAAGACCUGGACAAGUACAGGUGGUACUGCUCGUUGGACAUGGCCAGCGGUUUCUGGGUGGUCCCAAUGACAGACCGUGCUAGCCUUCAUCACGCCGUUCGGCCUGUUCGAAUGGCUACACAUGCCCUCCGUACUGUGCAACGCGCCGCAGAUAUAUCAACGGCUCAUAUACAACGCGUUCUGUCGCCCACCGGCGACACCCCCGAUGUCUUCAACGACGGAGAUCCAGUGAAGGCCGGAACGAGCUCGGUGUUAGGUCGACAACCAUACAUCGACGACAUACCGAUCGGGGGUACGACGUGGGACGACCUGUGUGCAAAGGUUGAACGUCUGCUAGAGCGUCGAGAAGAGCGAGUGGGGUAUGUCACGAGUGGCGUACCUGGGCCACGAGGUAUCGGAGCUUGGACUCGGGGCGAAGCCAAAAAACUUGAAUCCUUGAUGACGCUAGAGUUCCCACGAACAUUGAAGGGUCUGCAAUCGUUUUUGGGGAGCUUGAACUACUACCACAGGUUCAUCCUCGAGUUCGCGAUCUAUGCAACGAAGCUAUACUCGCUCUCGGAACGCGAUUUUGGCGAAUACGUCACGUACCCAAAAGCCGGCAACCAGGAAAAGUAUGUCCACGCCAAACGCGCGUUCGAAGCACUCCGAGCGAAUAUCGCGACGACCUCGAUGCUGAAGCAUUUCGAUGCGGAAAAGCAGCCCGUCCUGAUAUUGUACGCGAGUGACUGGGCCAUCUCGGCCGUACUUGCACAAGAACACGACGGCGUGUACAUGCCGGUGAAGUUCACGAGUCAAACGCUGAAGCCCAACGAGUUGAACUACAACAUCACCGAGAAGGAGAUCCUGGCGCUAUUGCGAGGUUUGAACGACGGUCAUACCAUGCUGGUCGGGAAAACCAUACGCGUGCUUACGCGACACACGACAUUGGGAUGGCUGUUCCGGGCCAAGUGUUUGCAGGGACGGUUGUCACAAUGGGCGGCGAUCCUCUCAUCAUGGAGGUUGGAGGUUCAGCGAUCCACGAGAGGGGAAGAGGAACUCCUCGGAACCUUGGUCGCGAGCAUCACGCCGCGCACACAUGUCGAUACAACCCUGGAAGAGAUCGCCCCCCGGACACGUGUGCCACGGACGGCCACAAUCCCCGUACUGAAGAUCGGAGCGGCAGAGAGGCUUUAUGUCGAACUGCCGAAACGGGACGUAGUACGCGCGGUUUCGGGGUCCGCGGAGGGCCUCACGGUCAACAAGGCGGAGUACCAAGGUAUACUGCUCGCUUAUUCGCUCCUCGACGGUCUGGAAGCAACGCACCUAGUAGCUGUGAGACGCUAA
This is a messenger RNA of Phytophthora megakarya, 1665 nucleotides long. Lineage: Eukaryota; Oomycota; Peronosporomycetes; Peronosporales; Peronosporaceae. The record is from the annotation of a GenBank genome assembly.